UCAAGAGUCCUCACUGCAAGGCAGCAGUCGGUGUUCUACACACAGCUAAAUCACGCAGUUUAAAACACUGGAAAGAAAUGGAUAGUCGCAUUACAGACUCGGCUAACGAGGCAAAAGAUAACGUCAAGUACUUGUAUACUUUAGACAAGUUUUUUGGUCCACUUAUAAAAUGCACCCCGACUGAAAUGAUUGAAUACGUGCCGAGUUUGGUGAACGCAAUACGAAUGAUUCAUAGCAUCUCUCAGUACUACAACACAUCCGAACGAAUGACGUCAUUAUUYGUUAAAGUGACCAAUCAGAUGAUUACAACAUGUAAAGCUUACAUCAACAGAGGAGUAUCUAAGAUAUGGGACCACAAAAGGGAGGUGUUAUCUGCACGAUUAAAUGAAUGUAUCGCCUUGAAUAAAGAAUACCAGAAAUGCUUCCAUCGCACUAARCUAAAACUAAGAGAAAAUCCAAAAGAAAGACAAUUCGAAUUCAGUGAGAAUUACAUUUUCGGGAAGUUUGAUGCUUUUUGYAAAAGACUCGAGAAGAUUGACGACAUGUUGAACACGAUGGAGAAUCUGUCAGGAUUGACGAACUUUAAACUCGAGGGUGUCGAGACGAUUGUCGUUCGAUAUGCAACGAUUGUCGCGAAUGUGAAAAAGAAGUCGUAUGACUUACUGGAUCACCGCAAAGGAGAGUUUGAUGGUGACUACGAAGAAUUCAAAGAAAACAUCGAAGGUUUAAAGCAGCAGCUUCAAUUAUUUGUGGAUUCCUGGUUUGAAAAACCUCUCUCGACAAUUCGAUCCCUGGAGCUGCUCAGUAAGUUCGAGAGCAUUUCAGGUGUUCAGCUUUACCUUCACGACAAGUAUUACAAAGUUCUCAUGCAGUAUGGGAAAGAUUUGGAAACUUGUAGAAAAAUGUACCAGAAACAGAAAAACGACCCUCCAAUUCUUAGAAACCUCCCUCCGGUGGCAGGGAAGAUCACAUGGGCUCGACAGUUGUUCCGUCGAAUCCACGAACCCAUGGUUCUGUUCAAAAAAUAUCCUGAAGUUUUGAAAAGUGAAGACGCCAAGAGGUUGAUCAGAAGCUACAACAAGAUGGCGGCAGUUCUGGUGGAAUUCGAGGUUCUGUAUCACCGCGGUUGGUAUCGAGCUGUAGAAGCAGCAAAGAGUGGUCUACUUGCUUCUCUGCUUGUCAAACACCCUGAAACAAAGGCCUUGUUUGUCAACUUUGAUCCYCAAAUUUUAGAACUAUUACAAGAAGCAAAGUGUAUGGCCAGACUAAACCUUGAGGUCCCAAAUGCUGCUCAAGUCCUUCGCCUUAAAGAAGACCAGAUCAAGUCCUGUAGUAACAGACUGGUAGAGGUCUUAAAGUAUUAUUCCCAAGUAGUGUCUGGUAUYCCUGAAGUAGUCUUACCUCUGAUGAAACCAUUCACAGAUCGAGUAGAUGAGACUAUAAAACCAGGCUUGACCAUGCUUAACUGGACCUCAAUGAACAUUUCCGGAUACAUCGAUGACAUACAAAAAUCUGUGCAAGGUCUAGAACGACUAUCAAAAGAGAUUCGAGAUAUUCUUGAUUGUCGAAUAGAAGCUGGAUUGGCUGAGAUAGGCAGCACUCCUUUAUGUGAUUUACCGGAGGAAGAAGCAAUAUUUGUCGAGGACUUUGUAGUAACGACAGAAAAAAUCUGUAGUGAAAACGCUGAAAUCUUGUCCAAACAUUGUCACUUGGUUGAGAUAUCAGUCAUGACGUUACUGGACUCUUUAAAGAACAACAUGACUCCCGAAGAACUCAAACCGCUCAACAAAACAAACUACCCCUGUUUGUACCCUGAAUCAAAACAAGCAAAGAACAAUAAAGGCAAUAGAUGCUGGGAAUGUAUGCCGUGUUGUUACUGGAAUCUUAUUGUCAGCUUUAACCAGAGAAAUAUCGAUGCGUUAGUCAGAUGUACGAGGCUGUCGCUUGAUUCCAUUAAAAGAAAAAUGCAGUCGUCCAAUAAGUUCAAGGGAGAUAAUGCAGAAAUGAAGAGUGCUUUGUUCAAGGCUGACAUAGUUCUUGAGAUCCCUACUGUAUCAAUGAAACCAAGUCUGGAUGAUAUACAACAGUCUCUGAACACAGCUGUACAGAUAAUGCUCAAGACUACACAGAGAGUUCACGAGUGGGAAUCACACGGUACUAUUCACCAGCCUCCCAUACCAGUGGUCGAGGAAGGUAAACCAGUCCCUCCCGUCCAUCCCAAGUCACUCUACAAGAUCGUGUCCGAACACAAGGAUGUAUUGAAGRUUGUCAUUAUGUUGAGUUCCAUCGUUAGUACGUUCAAAGCUGAUGUUAAGGAUGUCCUGGGUGCGAUGGAUCAGUUCAAAGAACUGUGGAAUGAGGAUCCAAACGAAAAAGUCAAAGCAUUCAUUGAGUCCAAGCCCUUGUUGUCGGACUUCGAUUCACAAAUCAAAUAUUACCAGCGUCUAGAGUCUUUGAUCGAAGAACUACCCUCCUAUUAUCGUAUUGGUUCUGUCAUAUACUUGACUGAUCGACUCAAGGAAGCUCUUGUUACAGAAACCAAGGCCUGGAAACAAGCAUUUGGCAAGGCUCUCGCAGAAAAGGCGAGUACAGAUAUGGAAGAGAUAUUCACAUUUAUUGAUAAUCUUGGUAAACGCUUGGCUCGUAACAUCACGGACCUGGAUGACGUCAGAAGCAGCAUGGCGGCUCUCAGUGAGAUCAGAGAGUCAGAGAUCAAGAUGGAUAUGAUGAUUGGUCCUAUAGAGGAGUCCUUCGCCAUGAUGAAUCGUUACGGRCUGCAUUAUCCAAGCAGUGAUGCAGAAAGAGUGGAUGGGUUGACGUAUGCCUGGAAGAAACUCACCUCACAGGCUGGUACAGUUGCAGCGCAUUUAUUGAAAAUCCAACCUACGUUCAAGUCAGACCUGCUGGAAGGUGUUGCUAACUUCAAGGUUUURGUUGAAGAGUUCACUAAAGACUACACAGAAAAGGGUCCAAUGGUUCCUGGUAUUGCCCCAAGAGAAGCAAGCGAUCGUCUCGGUAUUUUCCAGGCAAGAUUCGAUGAAAUCUGGAGGAAAUAUGAGACGUACUCAGGCGGGGAGGAGCUCUUUGGACUAACGGUAACCGAAUACCCCGCCGUACAGCGUACUCGUCGUGAGCUUGGCCUCUUACAGAAGCUGUACAGCUUGUACAACUCUGUCAUCGAUAACGUUAAUGGCUAUUAUGAUAUCCUAUGGCAGGAGAUAGAUAUCGAGAAAAUCAAUAACGAAUUGAUGGAAUAUCAAAACAGGAUCAGAAAGCUUCCAAAAGCCCUCAAAGAUUGGCAGGCGUUCCUUGAGCUGAAGAAGACCAUCGAUGAUUUCAGUGAAUCUUGCCCCUUGCUGGAGAUGAUGGCGAACAAAGCCAUGAAACAACGACACUGGGAUAGAAUCUCACAGUUGUGUGGAGUAACACUCGAUGUGGAGUCUGAGACCUUCCAACUAAGGCAGCUUAUGAGCGCGCCUCUAUUGCCUAAUAAGGAAGAAAUUGAGGACAUUUGUAUCGCGGCAGUCAAAGAAAAAGACAUUGAGAGUAAGCUGAAGAGUGUCAUUGCUGACUGGAGUGUCCAGUCCUUCUCGUUUGCCGGCUUCAAAAACCGAGGGGAACUGUUACUGAAAGGAGGAGACACUGCGGAGAUUGUGUCUUUGAUGGAAGAUAGCUUGAUGGUUCUUGGGUCUUUGCUCAGCAACAGAUACAACGCACCAUUCAAGGCUGACAUUCAGAAAUGGGUUGCCAAGCUAACAGGAUCGACAGAAAUCAUCGAAAACUGGUUGGUGGUUCAGAAUCUGUGGGUUUACCUKGAAGCAGUGUUUGUUGGUGGAGACAUUGCUAAACAGCUACCGCAAGAAGCGAAACGAUUCAGCCAGAUUGACAAGUCUUGGGUGAAGAUCAUGCAACGAGCACACGAGAAUUCUAAUGUUGUUCAGUGUUGCGUUGGUGAUGAUACUCUUGGGCAGUUACUGCCGCAUUUGUUGGAACAGCUAGAGAUCUGUCAGAAAUCGCUUAGUGGAUAUCUUGAGAAGAAGCGUCUGUUGUUCCCGCGCUUUUUCUUCGUGUCUGAUCCAGCUCUACUUGAGAUUCUUGGCCAAGCAAGUGAUUCACAUACCAUUCAGGCUCACCUGCUGGGGAUCUUUGACAACGUGAAGACAGUGACCUUUGACGAGAAAGAAUACGAUAAGAUUCUUGCCAUCAACUCUCGAGAAAAUGAACAAAUCCUUCUGGAAAAACCCGUUGUCGCUCAGGGUAACGUUGAAGUGUGGCUGGACAACCUUCUCCAACAGGCUCGAAUGUCACUACACGGAGUCAUCCGUAUGGCGUCUGUUGCCAUCAAGGAUCCUGCUUUCAAACUCAUUGAGUUCCUGGACACAUUCGCCGCGCAGGUUGGUCUUCUUGGAAUACAAAUGAUAUGGACAAGAGACUCGGAAGAUGCUUUGUCAAAUGCAAGAUCAGACAAGAAGAUCAUGGCACAGCGUAACCAAUAUUUCCUUGACAUACUGAACGAGUUGAUCGAGAUGACGACAAGAGACCUUACCAAAGUAGAGCGAGUCAAAUAYGAGACAUUGAUCACGAUCCACGUCCAUCAGCGAGAUAUCUUCGACGAUCUUGUCAGAAAGAACAUCAAAUCGCCGUCAGAUUUUGAAUGGCUGAAGCAAUCCCGUUUCUACUGGCGAGAAGAAACAGACAACUGUAUCGUAUCGAUAACAGAUGUGGAUUUCAUCUACCAGGACGAGUUCCUUGGGUGUACAGAUCGUCUGGUYAUCACACCUUUGACUGACAGAUGUUAUAUUACYCUGUCSCAAGCUCUGGGCAUGGCAAUGGGUGGAGCACCCGCUGGCCCAGCAGGCACAGGUAAGACAGAGACCACCAAAGACAUGGGCAAAGCUCUUGGCAAGUACGUGGUCGUGUUUAACUGUUCAGAUCAGAUGGAUUACCGUGGUCUUGGACGUAUCUUYAAAGGCCUUGCUCAGUCAGGUAGUUGGGGCUGCUUUGACGAGUUCAACCGUAUCGAGCUACCUGUGUUAUCUGUGGCCGCGCAGCAGAUUUCUGUCGUCCUCACUGCAAAGAAGGAGAGAAAGAAGGAGUUUAUCUUUACUGAUGGAGAUGUGGUUGACAUGAAUCCAGAGUUUGGUAUCUUCUUAACCAUGAACCCAGGUUACGCCGGACGCCAGGAGCUUCCAGAGAACCUAAAGAUUAUGUUCCGUACCGUGGCCAUGAUGGUCCCUGAUCGACAGAUUAUCAUCCGAGUCAAGCUGGCUGCUUGUGGUUUCAUCAGGAAUAUUAUUCUCUCUGCCAAGUUUUACACUCUUUACAAGCUGUGUGAGGAACAACUGACAAAACAGGUGCAUUACGACUUUGGUCUUCGUAACAUUCUGUCAGUAUUGCGUACKCUGGGAGCUGCAAAAAGAGCAAAUCCUGAGGACAGCGAAGAUCGUAUCGUCAUGAGAGUAUURCGUGACAUGAACUUGAGUAAACUUGUGGAUGAAGACGAACCUCUCUUCUUGAGCCUUAUCGAUGACUUGUUCCCCGGCAUCCAGCUGGAUAAGGCAGGAUACCCUGACAUCGAACAAGCUAUUGCUGAAUGCGUUGAAGAAGCUAAACUCAUUAAYCAUCCUCCCUGGACACUUAAACUUAUCCAGCUGUACGAGACACAGCGGGUACGACACGGUAUGAUGGCACUAGGACCGAGUGGUGCUGGUAAGACUAAAUGUAUCAACAUGCUAUGUAAAGCCAUGACGAUAUGCGGAGAACCACACAAGGAAUUCAGAAUGAACCCAAAGGCUAUCACGGCUCCUCAGAUGUUCGGUCGUCUUGACGUGUCAACAAAUGAUUGGACAGACGGAAUCUUUUCAACACUAUGGAGAAAAACACUUCGCGCCAAAAAGACUGACCAUAUAUGGAUUGUUCUUGAUGGGCCAGUAGAUGCUAUCUGGAUUGAGAAUCUUAACAGUGUUUUGGAUGAUAACAAGACACUUACACUAGCUAAUGGGGACCGUAUUCCUAUGGCACCCAAUUGUAAGGUGGUAUUUGAGCCCCAUAACAUUGACAACGCUUCACCCGCCACCGUGUCCAGGAACGGUAUGGUGUAUAUGAGCUCCUCUGCCUUGGACUGGAAGCCAAUCCUGAGGGGUUGGCUAAACACUCGGCCACCARGCGAAGGAGACACUCUUUUCCCGCUCUUUGAACAAGUUUUUGAUGACCUUCGGAAUUUUAUCCUUGUCAACACUUCACCCAAGAUGGACCUGCUGGAAUGUAACUAUAUCGUACAAGCCUCUAAYAUUUUACAAGGAUUGAUUCCUGGAGAAGAUGCGUCUAAACCUGCAGAUGCCAAGCAUCUGGAGAAGCUGUUCAUCUUCUCGAUCAUGUGGAGUAUCGGUGCGCUGCUGGAACUGGCUGACAGGAAAAAGAUGGAAGAUUUUCUGAAGAGUAAUUUUUCCCUGAGCUGGCCUCCUGCWGAAGGCAACGAUACGUUCUUUGAGUAUCUCGUCAACGAGGAGGGAGAAUGGGAGCACUGGUCUAAUCGAGUUGAGACCUAUGACUACCCAGUUGACAGUAUCCCAGAGUAUUCAUCCAUCCUGGUACCUAAUGUAGACAAUGUCAGAACUGACUACCUCAUUAACACUGUUGCAAACGUACCAUUGAGAGCUACGUGGACAAGAGAAUGGGCACGACUUAUGGCCCCCCUGCUGGAAAGAAGAUGACAACAUUURUCGAUGACAUCAACAUGCCAGUCAUCAACGAAUGGGGUGAUCAGAUUACGAACGAGAUCGUCCGUCAGUUGAUGGAGAUGAGAGGMUUCUACAGUCUCGAUAAACCAGGAGAGUUUACCAACAUYGUAGACAUUCAGUUUAUUUCUGCAAUGAUCCAGCCAGGUGGCGGCAGRAACGAUAUCCCCAGCCGUCUUAAACGCCARUUYACUGUCUUUAACUGUACUUUACCCUCMAAUACRUCCAUCGACAAAAUCUUCACUACUGUUGGCAUCGGAUACUUCAACAAACAACGCGGAUUCUCUGACGAGAUUAGACAACUGAUUGAACCWCUGGUCAAAAGUACUAGGGUACUGUGGCAGAAGGUCAAGGUCAAGAUGUUACCCACACCGGCUAAGUUCCAUUACAUCUUUAAUCUUAGGGACUUGAGCAGAAUCUGGCAGGGAAUGCUGAACGUGACGUCAGAGAUCCUGACAGACAAGAGAGUCAUGUUGAAUCUGUGGAAACAUGAAUGUAGUCGUGUCAUCGCUGAUCGCUUCACUAACCAACCUGAYAAGGACUGGUUUGAUAAGGCUCUCAAUCAAGUCUUGGAGGAAGAUUUUGGCAGCGAAGCUUUGGGUUUAGUGGAUCCUGAGCCUUACUUUGUGGAUUUCUUGAGGGAUGCUCCUGAACCAACAGGUGACGAACCCGAGGAUACCGAGCUAGAAGCUCCGAAGAUUUACGAACCCAUUCCGAGUUUUGAAGGCUUGAACGAAAGACUGAUAAGCUUUGUAGAAAUGUAUAACGAGGCGAUUCGUGGUGCCCGGAUGGACCUCGUCUUCUUUAAGGACGCCAUGACUCAUYUGAUCAAAGUGUCUCGUAUCAUCCGYACACYUCGUGGUAACGCUCUCCUGGUCGGUGUUGGUGGAUCUGGAAAACAAAGUCUCACUCGCCUUGCUUCUUUUAUUGCUGGUUAUAAAAUAUUCCAGAUUACUCUUACCAGGUCUUACAACACCAGUAACCUGAUGGAUGAUCUAAAGGUCCUGUACAGGACAGCUGGGCACCAGGGACAAGGGAUCACUUUUAUAUUCACUGAUAAUGAAAUCAAAGAUGAGGGUUUCUUAGAGUACAUGAAUAACGUUCUGGCGUCCGGAGAGGUGUCUAAUUUAUUCGCACGCGAUGAGAUCGAUGAGAUCACAGGAGAUCUUGUUUCUGUCAUGAAGAAAGAAUAUCCUCGUCGACCGCCAACCAACGAAAAUCUCUACGACUAUUUUAUCACACGAGUCAAGAAUAACCUCCACGUGGUGCUGUGUUUCUCUCCUGUCGGUGAGAARUUCCGCAACAGAUCUUUAAAAUUCCCUGGUUUGAUUACUGGGUGUACUAUGGACUGGUUCAGCCGCUGGCCAAAAGAUGCUUUGAUUGCAGUAGCAUCUCACUUCCUGUCUUCCUAUGAAGUUGUUUGUAAACCGGAAGUCAAACAAGCCAUGGUUAAUACUAUGGGUAUAUUUCAGGACAUCGUGGCAGAGUCGUGUGUGCAAUACUUCGAGAUGACAAGGCAGUUGCUGAAAAGAAGUUGGCAGCAGCCAAACCUGCCUUAGAAGAAGCCGAAGCAGCGCUACAAACCAUCAAACCAGCUCACAUCUCAACCGUCCGUAAACUCGCAAAACCACCACAUCUGAUCAUGAGAAUUAUGGACUGCGUGUUACUGCUGUUCAUGAAACGUGUAGACACUGUUACAGCGGACCCUGAACGACCUUGCACUAAACCAUCAUGGGGUGAAUCACUCAAGUGCAUGAGUCAGGGAGGAUUCUUGAACAUGUUGCUUACUUUCCCUAAGGAUUCCAUCAAUGAAGAAACUGUCGAGUUUUUGGAACCUUAUCUCAACAUGGAAGAUUACAAUCUGGAAAGUGCUAAGAAAGUAUGCGGUGACGUAGCAGGCUUGGCUUCUUGGACCAAAGCAAUGGCAACAUUUUAUGGCGUCAACAAAGAAGUACUGCCACUCAAGGCAAAUCUCAUAAUCCAAGAAGCACGUCUGCAGACAGCGACAAAAGAACUAAACCUCGCUCAAGAACAGCUGGAUGAAAAGCAAAAAGAACUGGACCUCGUACAGGCCAAGUACGACAAGGCGAUGACAGACAAACAGACAUUAGUAGACGAUGCUGAAGCUUGUCGUAGGAAGAUGAGUAAUGCUACGGCAUUGAUUGACGGAUUGGGAGGAGAAAAAGUCCGAUGGACAGAACAGAGCAAGAAAUUUGAUCAACAAAUUCAAAGACUUGUUGGAGAUGUUCUUUUAGCCACGGGUUUCUUGUCAUAUUCUGGUCCRUUUAACCAAGAAUUCCGUAACUUGUUACAAGAAAGUUGGAAGAAAGAGAUGCGAAAAGCAAAGAUUCCAUUCUCCGAGGACAUAAACUUGACGAACAUGUUGACGGACGCUGCCACCAUCGGUGAGUGGAAUCUCCAAGGUCUCCCUAACGACGAGCUGUCCAUUCAGAAUGGUAUUAUCGUUACCAAGGCUUCUAGAUAUCCUCUGUUGAUUGAUCCACAGGGUCAAGGAAAAUCUUGGAUAACAGCCAAGGAGGGUCAGGGAAAAGCGUGGAUCAGAUCAAAAGAAUCACAGAAUGAACUACAGAUAACAUCMUUGAACCACAAGUACUUCCGUAACCAUCURGAAGAUUCGCUCUCWUUGGGACGACCGCUGAUCAUAGAGGACGUGGGCGAGGAAUUAGACCCUGCGCUCGAUAACGUGUUAGAGAAAAACUUUAUCAAGUCUGGCAAAACAUAUAAGGUUAAAGUUGGUGACAAGGAAGUUGACGUCAUGGAUGGCUUCCGAUUAUACGUCACAACCAAGCUUGGUAACCCCUCCUACACACCCGAGAUUAGUGCCAAGACUUCUAUUAUCGAUUUCACGGUCACUAUGAAAGGCCUGGAAGAUCAGCUGCUAGGACGGGUUAUUCAAACAGAGAAACAAGAACUAGAAGCAGAGAGGACCAAACUGAUGGAGGAAGUGACAGCCAAUAAACGACGCAUGCAAGACUUAGAAGACAACCUACUGUACAGACUGACUAGUACCCAGGGCUCUUUAGUAGAAGACGAGUCUCUUAUUGAGGUACUAAGUUCUACUAAAGCCACGUCAGAAGAAGUCAGUGAGAAACUAAUUGUCGCUGCUGAGACGGAAGUCAAGAUAAACACUGCGCGUGAGGAGUACAGACCAGUGGCUAAUCGUGGUAGCAUCUUGUACUUCCUGAUCGUGGAAAUGUCUUACGUCAAUGUCAUGUACCAAACAUCCCUCAAACAAUUCCUGGGUCUAUUUGACAUCUCCAUGGCCAGGUCACAGAAAUCUCCCAUCCCAGCCAAACGUAUUCAGAACGUCAUUGAUUACCUGACCUUCGAGGUGUUCAGAUACACUACACGUGGYUUGUACGAGGAACAUAAGUUCUUGUUCACCUUACUGCUGACAUUGAAGAUCGAUUUGCUGGAGAGACGAAUCAAACAUGAAGAAUUCCAAGUUCUCAUCAAAGGUGGCGCAGCUCUUGAUCUGAAUGCCGUUGAACCCAAACCCAAGAAAUGGAUUCUAGAUUUAACAUGGCUCAACCUGGUAGAGCUCAGCAAACUGCCGCAGUUUACUUCUAUUCUGGGGCAGAUUACUCAUAAUGACAAAGCUUGGAAGACAUGGUUCGAUAGUGACGCGCCAGAAGACGCACCAAUACCAGAUGGAUAUCAUGGUUCACUAGAUACCUUUAGAAAAYUAUUAUUGAUACGAUCAUGGUGUCCGGACCGAACCAUGAACCAGGCGAGAAGGUACAUCACAGAAGCCAUUGGAAAAGAGUAUGCUGAGGGAGUGAUCUUGAACCUCGAAGGCAUGUGGGAAGAGAGUGAUAGUCGAACUCCUAUGGUCUGUUUCUUGUCCAUGGGUUCAGAUCCCACGGCGUCUAUCGAGGCUCUUGCUAAGAAGCUAAGAACAGAUUGUCGCAACAUAUCUAUGGGYCAAGGACAAGAAGUACACGCGCGCAGGCUCCUCACGCAGUUCAUGAACGAGGGAGGCUGGGUUCUGUUGCAGAAUUGUCACUUGGGUCUAGGCUUCAUGGACGAGCUACUUGAUACGGUUACCACCACCGAAAAUGUCAACGAGAAGUUCCGUCUUUGGAUCACGACAGAGGUACAUCCAAAGUUCCCAAUCACGUUCCUACAGUCAUCGAUUAAAUUCACGAACGAACCACCACAAGGUAUCAAGGCAGGAUUAAAAAGAACUUAUGCUGGGAUUACACAGGAUCAACUCGACAUCACCAACAUGCCACAGUGGAAGUCCAUGUUGUACGCUACAGCUUUCUUACAUACUAUUGUACAAGAGAGAAGAAAGUUUGGCCCUCUUGGAUGGAAUAUUCCUUACGAGUUCAACUCUGCUGACUUGACGGCCAGUGUUCAGUUCAUACAAAACCAUCUGGAUGAUAUUGAUAUUAAAAAGGGCGUAUCUUGGACCACUGUUCACUACAUGAUCGGCGAGGUCCAGUACGGAGGUCGUGUGACGGACGACUUUGACAAGCGUCUAUUGAAUACCUACGCAAGAGUCUGGUUUGGCGAGUUCAUGUUCUUGGACAGCUUCAAGUUCUAUCAGGGGUAUAUUAUACCAAAGUGCGCGCAGAUAGCAGACUUUAGAUCCGCGAUCGAAGAGAUGCCGUCUGUAGAUACACCAGAGGUGUUUGGUCUUCAUACUAACGCAGACAUCACAUAUCAAACCAAGACUACAAUAGACACUCUAGAAACCAUCGUUAAUAUCCAACCUAAAGACAGCUCCGGUGGGGGAGGGGAGACUAGGGAAUCUAUUGUCUUCAAACAGGCUAACGACAUGCUUGAAAAACUACCUCCGGAUUAUUUACCUCAUGAGAUUAAAGCACGUUUACAGAAAAUGGGCGCGUUGACAUCAAUGAACAUCUUCUUGAGGCAAGAAAUCGAUCGAAUGCAGAGAGUCAUUACAGCUGUACGAACAACACUGAUUGAUCUGAAGUUAGCCAUCGAUGGAACGAUCAUCAUGAGUGAAAACCUGAAAGACGCCUUGGAUAAUAUCUUUGAUGCGAGAGUACCCGCAUUAUGGAAGAAAAUUUCUUGGGACUCUUCAACUCUUGGUUUCUGGUUCACUGAGCUGAUUGAACGUAAUGCUCAGUUCUCUUCAUGGCUCUUUGAUGGAAGACCAAACACCUUCUGGAUGACAGGAUUCUUUAAUCCUCAA
Molecule: messenger RNA, 11922 nt
Organism: Actinia tenebrosa (Australian red waratah sea anemone)
Lineage: Eukaryota; Metazoa; Cnidaria; Anthozoa; Actiniaria; Actiniidae
Product: dynein axonemal heavy chain 5
Biological process (GO): microtubule-based movement
Cellular component (GO): axonemal dynein complex
Molecular function (GO): minus-end-directed microtubule motor activity; ATP binding; dynein intermediate chain binding
Source: RefSeq, a predicted model, not a curated record